AUGACCUGGAACGAUGCCAUGAUCCGUAAGUAUUACGACGCAGUAGUAAAGCAUGGGGGGAAGAAUAUGAUCAAGAAGAUCGCAGAGGAUCUUGGCGUGGAAGAGGCUGAGGUCCAAAAAGAAGCAUCGAAACUGGAGAAGGCAACCAAGAGAAAGAAGGACUGGAGCAAUCCAAAUGCCAAAAAACAGAAACAUGAUUGCCUAGCAAGAGCUCGUUCGUCCGAGCACCGACCGCGGAGUAAACCGGCAUAG
Messenger RNA from Microthlaspi erraticum, 252 nucleotides. NCBI's taxonomy places the organism in Eukaryota, Viridiplantae, Streptophyta, Magnoliopsida, Brassicales, Brassicaceae. The record is from the annotation of a GenBank genome assembly.